CUCGCCCCUUCAGCGCAAUUCCUCGUCGCCUUUCUUCUUGUACAAUAAUUCCAUCUCAUCUUUGCUCAUGGCAGCAGUGACAGAAAAUUAAUAGCUGCCCCGCGCGCCUCAAUUGCACUUCGAACCCGCCACCGCAGAGAGCUCCUCGACCUCCGCAAUGCCGUCACAUCUGACCCGCGUCAUCUUCCGCAGCAUCAUCGCCAACAGACCGCUUCUGUACCGUGGAUGCCUGCACCGCACACCACGGCCGCGAUUGUCUAUAUACAAUGUAAAGAUCCUGCCGGCGCAGCGGCGCACCUUCUUCGACAACAUCUUCAAGCCGCGGCGGAAAGUCAAGCCCGCGGAGCUCCCACCCGGCAUUGAAGUCCUCUCUGAACUGGCCCAUACGCAGCGCGAAGCCCUCCGGUUGCCUCCGCCCGCCGAGAUAAGCCCAGCCCUGAAGGCUUUCUUUGCUCAAAAGGACGUUCGAUUCGAAGAUUUCCAUGUCCAAUUCGCCCACAAUGCGUUCCGAUACCUUCUUGAGCAUCCGAGAGAAGAUGGCCAGCCGUGGCUAACAAGGCAAGAAAUGGAGGAGAUGUUCUGGAAGCUAUUGAAUCACCCGCCCCUCGCAGGAGGAAAGCCGCAUCUGGCCUUCGGAAGAGCACUGCAUGCAGAAUCGAAGAGGUUAGCUGAGAAAGAAGACACCCAAGAAGCAGACGAGCACGAACCCAAAGGACUCAGCACAUACGAGAAGUUCGAGCUCCCGAAGUUCAUCCUACUUCUUUCUAAGUUUGGGGCCAGCCUUGAGGCUAGAGGCAUGGCCGAAAAAACGUACGCUGGCCCAUGUGACUCAAUGGUGGAUUCGGAGAAGAAGGCGACGUUGUGGGCUUGGGCUGCAGUGCUACAGGGCUUAGCCCGUGAGGACAACAAGGAAGAGCUCCUCGCAACCGUCGACAAAAUGCGCCAGCUCUCCGUGCCCUUCUCGGCUAGCAUGCAAAAAGUCCUGGUCACAUAUUUUGCUGAGAGGAAAGGCCUGGAACAAGCAAAGCACUGGUUUUCGCAACCCGUUGUUGGUGCCGAUGGCAUCAACGCCGAGGAACCGCUCGGAGACACAUACACGGCACUUUUGAAGGCUUGCGCCUUGUGCGGGGAUCUUGCGUUUGGCCAGCAAGUUGUAGCUUCCUUGCUGCAGAGGCAGACGCCGAACAAGCAAGCCUGGGACGCCAUCUUCCUGUGGUCUGCUGCUAUUGGGAAGGGCCCGGAUGAGAUCGAUCGCAUGAUGAACGUAAUGGUCCGGCGGAACAACGAGGAGCGACAAAAGAGCCCGUCAACACCAGUAGUCGAGCCAGAUAUCGACACCGUUAAUGCCUUAAUAGAGUAUGCGAUGUCUAAGAAAGAUUCGUACGCCGCAGAGCGGUAUGUAUCUCUCGGCGAGAAGAGAGGUAUACUUCCGAACGCCAAGACCUUUACCAUGCAAAUACGAUAUCGGUUGUCUAUCCACGAUGUCGAUGGAGCUCGAGCCGCUUAUUUCGGCCUCCAAGGGAACGCGUCGGGCGACGAACAGAGCCUGGCAGCGGUCAAUGAGCUCGUCCAGGCUUUGUGCGAGUCCAAGCAGCAUCACAUCGACGAUAUCAUGGCUAUUGUAGAUGAUCUGCAUGAACGCAGAGCUCGACUUGCGCCCGAGACUGUGGCUGCUCUCUGCAUUCUGCACCUGAGGCGAGGCGAGACACAUGACGCCGUCGACCUCCUCCAGGUGCACGCUCAUCGCUUCACUCCUGCCCAGCGCAUCGUCAUCCGGAAAACCCUGGCGGCAUUCAUCAUGGACGGACAGACCAGCACAGCGGACGCCUGGGACACGUACCAGAUCAUGCGCAACUCCUUCCCCGAGACGCCACGCCAGGAUCGCAUUCCUAUCCUGAACGAAUUCUUUGCACGGAAACGCUCAGAUAUGGCCUGCCACGUCUUUUUCCACAUGCGCAAUUCCACGCACGAAGACAUCACAACCAAUAAAGAAGUAUACGUAGCUGCAUUUACCGGCUUCGCCCGCAACGCAGAUGCCGACAGUCUAGAGCUUGCUCACAAUCAGCUCAAGCUCGAUCUAAACGUCGAAAUGGACACGCAGCUCAGAAACGCGUUGAUGCUAGCGUAUGCUGGGACGGGCAACAACCGGCGUGCUCUGGAGUUUUGGGCCGAGAUUGGAGCGUCGAAAGAAGGGCCUUCAUACAACAGCAUCGCGAUUGCUUUCCGCUCCUGCGAGGGCAUGCCGUUCGGAGACACGCACGCCAAGUCGAUAUGGAAGAGACUGAAGGAGCUGGAUAUCGAUAUUGACAAGCAGAUAUUUACGGCGUAUCUAUCAGCGAUCGCACGGAACCACCUUCAUGACGAGGCUCUGGCUUUGGUGGAGUUGGCCGAGGAAGACUACGGAUUUGCGCCCGACUUGUAUAUACUCGGCAACUGGUUCAACACGACGACCAACAUUGAGCGGCAGUCAAAAGUCGAGGAAUGGAUAAAGCAGCAUUACCCGGCGGUGUGGACGGAGCUUGAAGCUCUGGGCUAUUGGGUCACCAUGGACGGCUUCGGCUACAGACAGUACAACAUCAGCCGCGACCUGGAGCCGUAGGUCUUGACGUAAGGCUAGUAUGUAAGCAUACAUGUAAACGACGGCUCUUGGAGCUCCUUGCAUGCUCAGAUGGGCAAGGAGACGAAUACUACUGCUGUUGCUAUCCUCGAGUAAGAAUUCAUUCCGUCAAGGCAUGUCUCGCCUGUUUCACGUCAUGGACGUCAUCUCAACUUCCUCAUGCAGCUAUCGUGCCGCGUAGGCUAGCACUUACGGUCCAUUCUGUUCCACAGCUACACACAUUCAUACGACUCCACGCAGCC
Messenger RNA from Trematosphaeria pertusa, 2859 nucleotides. RefSeq lists its product as uncharacterized. Gene Ontology annotation, molecular function: protein binding. The transcript has 2 exons. Bases 158 to 2599 code for a protein of 813 amino acids. The record is from RefSeq and is a predicted model, not a curated record. NCBI's taxonomy places the organism in Eukaryota, Fungi, Ascomycota, Dothideomycetes, Pleosporales, Trematosphaeriaceae.